AUGGCGAAAGUUCUGGCAUUGUUGGCUUCGCCCCAAGACUGGCCCGCGAGCAUUCUGAUACUAGGAAUAACCACAUUCGUUAUUCUUCUAUUUCGAUUCGCCACGCGGCCAGCGUGGCCAUUGAAAGCGCCUAAAUCUUUACAAGGGUGGCCAGUGCUCGGGUCUCCUGGAUUCUUUGGUCAUAGGUUGUCGUUUUUGCAAAAGGGUUUCUCAAAGUCUUCUUCUGGUCAGUUCAGCUUCUUCUACGGACCGUACCCGAUUGUGGCGCUGUCAGGUAGUGCCGGGAGGAAAACCUUUUACACCUCUCGUGGCCUUGACAUGAAUGAAGGAUUUGCUGCCCUGUUCUCAGCAGCACCGACUGUUGACCACCUCUACGACGGAGAAGGCACUUUGGGGAACCACUUGGUCAGUCUAUUUAAGCGGUUCUUACAAAAAGGUCGCCUUGAAUCGAACUUACCUAUCAUGGUUAGGGACUGCAUGACAAGCUUCCAUGAUCUUGAUACAAGUGUACCAGUGGACCCUUUCGAUUCAGUGUACGCUCUCAUCUACCAGCUCACUGUUCGCCACCUAGGGAGUGUUGAUAUCGCGAACGACCCGAAACUGUUGCGAGAGACUCUAGGUAUUUUUGGCGCGUUGGAUGACAGCUCAGCUUUGGAAGUAAUGUUCCCUAGACUGCCAGUCCCGAGCAGACUUUCAAAGAUUUGGGCAGGUGCUAGAUUACACCGGAUAUUUUGCAAAAUCAUGCAAGACAGGCGACGGACUGGGCGUACAGAAGAGGAUCCUAUGCAGCUGAUGAUGGACGAUGGCGAAAAAGAUGUCAUUACUUCUGCUUUUAUUAUGGGCGGAAUAUUUGCUGGUCUCUUGAACACGGGGGUCAUAUCAGCCUGGAUCUUGCUGUUUCUCUCCCAGAACAGCCUGUGGUAUCGAAAAGUUCAAGACGAGGUGUCUGCCGCUAUAGCCAAGCACAGAUACUCAGAGACGGAGCCUGGGCCUGAUGUGUUAGGCCGCCUCAAGAUGGAAGACUGGGAAACCGACUUCCCGAUGAUCGACUACUGCCUUCGCGAAACCAUCAGACUGGUAAUGCCAGGGUCGGCAAUACGCAAGAACGUUGGAAAAGAUAUUGAAAUCUUGGGCUCAGGGGAGAUUAUUCCCAGGAAUACCUACGCAGUAUAUCCAAUUGCAGAUGUCCACCUUGAUCCGGAGGUGUACUCAGAGCCGCAUAAGUGGGAUCCAAGCAGAUAUUUCGCAGAUCGAGCGGAGGAUAAGAAAGUGAGCCACGCCUAUGUGGGAUGGGGAAGUGGCAUGCAUCCUUGUCUGGGAAUGAAGUUUGCCAAGAUCGAAGUGGCCAUGUGUAUAGCUUUGUUUGUGGCCUUCUUUGACUUCAAACUAGUGGACAAGGAUGGCAAUACGGAGAACGCUCAACUGCCCACUCUUAACCACGGGAAUUUCUCAGCGACUCGACAGGCAGGACAGGCAUUUUUGCAGUGUGAACGGCGUACAUUGUAA
Pochonia chlamydosporia 170 is the source of this 1506-nucleotide messenger RNA. RefSeq names its product cytochrome P450 6A1. The transcript is spliced from 6 exons. NCBI's taxonomy places the organism in Eukaryota, Fungi, Ascomycota, Sordariomycetes, Hypocreales, Clavicipitaceae. The coding region runs from base 1 to 1506 and encodes 501 amino acids. Gene Ontology annotation, molecular function: monooxygenase activity; oxidoreductase activity, acting on paired donors, with incorporation or reduction of molecular oxygen; heme binding. The record is from RefSeq and is a predicted model, not a curated record.